AUGGGUGAUAUAGUUGCGACAACCGAAAGAGCCAGGGAUGGAGGAGGAUCGUCAACCAUAAAGUGUCCUAUGCUCAAUACAACAAAUUACACUGUAUGGGCAAUGAGGAUGAAGAUUCUCCUUCGAGUUCAUAAGGUCUGGGAGGCCGUGGAGACAGAAGCUGAGAAUAACGAGAAGAAUGAUAUGGCGUUAGCCCUUUUGUUCCAAUCAAUUCCAGAGAGUCUUAUACUGCAGGUCGAAGAGCUUGGGGCAGCAAAGCAAGUGUGGGAUGCUAUCAAAACUCGGCAUGUAGGAGCAGAGCGGGUCAAAGAAGCAAGACUUCAAACCUUAAUGACCGAGUUCGAUCGUUUGAAGAUGAAGGAAACAGAAAGCAUUGAUGAUUUCGGAGGAAAAUUGUCUGAAUUAGCAUCAAGAUCAGCUGCCGUAGGAGUAACCAUUGAAGAAAAAAAAUUGUUAAGAAGAGAGCAACCAAGCUACUACAACUCAGAGCAAGGAAAUCGAGACUACAACUCAUACAGAGGAAGAGAACGUGGAGGACGUUCAUAUUACAGAGGAAGAGGUCGUGGUCGAUUCAAUUACAAGAGAGACGCGUCGCGAAUCACUUGCUUCCGGUGUGACAAAAUAGGUCACUUUGUAGCUCAAUGUCCGGAACUAAAGCUUAAACUGCAAGAGGCCCAGGAGACAGACAAUGCUGAUACGCAAGAGUCCGAUGAGCUCAUGAUGCAUGAAGUUGUGUUCCUGAAUGAGAAGAACGUGUUGCCAGAUAAGUACGAGACUAAUAGUGGAGAAGAGAACGUAGGGUAUCUCGAUAAUGGGGCUUCAAACCACAUGACGGGAGAUAAAAGAUACUUCUCAACCAUUGAUAAAACAAUCUCCGGAAAGGUGCGGUUUGGAGAUGAUUCCCGAAUCGAUAUAAAAGGAAAGGGCACGAUCUCAUUCACUGACAUAAACGGAGACUCAAGGAAGAUGACUGAUGUUUACUGGAUACCAGACCUAAAGAAUAAUAUUAUCAGCCUAGGGCAGGCUACAGAGGCUGGGCAGUCUACAGAGGCUGGUUGUGAUAUAGGAAUGAGAGGAGAAGUACUAACGAUGCAUGAUCAGGAAGGGAAGUUGCUUGUCAGAGCUACAAGAUCCAAGAACAGAUUGUACAAAGUUCGUAUGGGAAUAGAGAGCACGCCCUGUCUUUACCUAACUGCAGAAGGAGAGGCAAAUCGAUGGCACGCACGUUUAGGACAUGCCAAUCACGAGACCAUUCGCAAUAUGAUGAGGAAAGAGCUAGCUAUUGGGAUGCCAAAGGAACAUAUCGAGUCAAAUAUAUGCGGGUCUUGUAUGCUUGGGAAGUAA
Molecule: messenger RNA, 1344 nt
Organism: Brassica napus (rape)
Lineage: Eukaryota; Viridiplantae; Streptophyta; Magnoliopsida; Brassicales; Brassicaceae
Exons: 2
Coding region: 1-1344 (447 amino acids)
Molecular function (GO): zinc ion binding; nucleic acid binding
Source: RefSeq, a predicted model, not a curated record